AUGGCAAGUGAGCGCGAGGAGGUCUUUUUCGCGCGGGUGGUGGAGCUAGGCCUGGAGGACUGCGUCCCGGCCAUGAAAACGAAGGGCAUCAAGACGUUCGCCGGCAUGGGUUUUGGUACCGACUACAACCCGCAGAUGCCAGACCCCACGUUGCUGAACCAGCAGCUGCUCGUGCCCCUGAGCGGGGGCAACGAGGAGUUGGUACCAGCGUUGAGGCGCUUGUGGUGGGAGUCGUGGAGCGUGGCUACUAACGACAUGCGCAAACACAUCGACGCUGCCGAUGGCGACGCGCCGAGGAAGCUAGGGCCGGUAGAGUUUCAAGCCCGCCGGGACCAAGUCACGAGCCGUCUCACGGGCCUCCGCUUUGAGGGCGAGCUCGACGUGGGCGACGGUCUCAUCACCCUCUUCACGGGCAUGUACGACAGGGACCGCCUGCAGUAUGCGCCAUGGGAGCAGUGUGUCAAAAGGGAGCUGGAGACCGCAGGAAUCAAGCAGGACGAAAACUGGAAGAGGGAUCCGGCCACGGGCUUCAUGAAGCAGGUCUCCGAGGCUUCAUCGUCAAAGUGUGCUGACCUCUCCACGGACCUCUUGCUGGACUACGCCCUCAAGCGCCGCGGCCUGGCCAUGGCAAUGGGUGACCUCUUGCGGGCCCCGCCGCCGGGCUACGCCAAGACGUCCCUAACCCAGGUCAGGAGGGCGGACGAGGCAGCGUUCGCGCUCAUGAGCCGUCUGGCCAAGGGAGGCAUCCGGAGGAAGAAUGGCGUCCGCCCGCUGGACACCAUCAUCUCGGAUGUUUUGAAGCACGAGGAUUUCACGAUCCACCUUCAGCCGCUCCCACACGGGGCGCACCAGGCGCUCCGGUACCCCGGAAACUCGGCCACCGACGACGCGGGCGUCCCGGUCUGCUUCGGGUACAACUUGAACACGUGCGACAAGGCCCCGCCAGGCGGGAGGUGCCCGAAGGGCCGGCACGCCAGGUCAGAAAGGGAGGUCGGUGGCCCGCAGGUGCUGGAGAUGUGCUGCGGCAGUGCCAGACUCACAGCUGCGUUCUCGUCAGAGGGCGUCCCAGGGCUCGGGGUUGAUUGGAAAGGCAAUCGGCACGAGUCACGGGGGCCGUGGGUCCAGCUUGAUCUGACCACUAAUGAAGGGCAGUCUGCUUUCUUACAGCUGUUGGGAAGCGCGCAGACCCUGACGCUGGCAUGGAUAAGCCUUCCAUGCGGCACCGCAACUCGCGCCAGAGACAUCCAAGACAUCCCUGGUCUCCCGCAGCCCCUCCGCUCCGCCCGGGAGCCCUGGGGCAGGACCGACGUCGAGUUCUCGGCGGAUGACAUGCAGAAGUUGUCGCGAGCUAACUCGCUGUACAGGUUCGCCAUAGUCGUGGUUGACCGCUGCGAACACAUGGGCGUCCAGUGGAUCAUCGAGAACCCCGCGAACAGCUUGCUGUGGUACAUGCAGGAGUUCGUCAGCCUGCUGAGCCGCGCCGGGGUUGCCGACACCGAGUUCCACGCCUGUAUGGUGGGAGGCCUACGGCCCAAAUCUGUGCGUCUUCGGGGAACGGCUACGUGCGUACGGACGCUGCACAACCGCUGGUGCGACUCCGGCCACUCCCACGCCCCGUGGCGGAGGCAGGGGGCGGCCACCACUGCAGAGGAGUCGGAGUACCCGGACAAGUUCUGCAGGGAAAUGGUGACCUCUUUGGUGAAGGAGCGCCAGUCGGCGACAAGCGACGUCGUGGCCGCAUUGCGAGAAGGAGCCCAGACUUCUUGCUCUACGCCGCUGGCGGCGUCAGCUCUGGCUGCGGCCAAGCGGCCGAAGCGGCAGGCGGGGCCGCCAGGCUGCGCGGGCGUGGGCAAGCAGCCUAGAGGCACGAAGUACCCGCGGCUCAUCCCUGUGUACCGAGACGUACGCGUGGUCAAAUGUUCCCAGGUUGACCUUGCGACUCUGGAGGAUGCGUGCGGGGGCGAGGUCAAAGCCAAGGCGACCUUGAUCAAGGACGCUGUUGUUGCGACGGUCCCGCUGGACAAGGGCAUGCGCAUUCUUCAGAUUCUGGAAAAUGGGGGUGAGUGCGGUAACAACGCCGAGGUCACAGUGCAGUUAGGAGCGCCGGCCCCGGAGCAGGCGCUCGGGGCGGGCGAGUGGCCGGGGAAGCGCUCUUUGCUGCUCGAGGGGAUGGCGGCGGCAGCUGGCUUUCCCAACCCUCGGAUGCUAGGCGCAUACAUCCGCCAAGGGACACCUGUCUUCGGCGAGGUGCCAGCGUCGGGGGCCUUCGAGAAGGACGAGCAGCCAGCGGGGAAAUCCCUCAGAGAAGUCUUGGAGGCAUCGAAGUGGACCAAGCAACGCCUCCGGGAUACGGUGAAACCAGGUACCUUCGAAGUGGGCGAGGAGGUGGUCAAGCGCACGGAGGAGGAGGUCGCGCAGGGCAAGGCGCUCGGCCCGUUCAGCGAGGAGGAGGUCGACCAGUGCUUGGGGAAGGUGUGGGCUGGGUCAAGGAGAUUCGGCCUAGUACAGUCCUCCGGGGUGCGCCCGGUCGAUGACCACAGCGAGUUCGGCCAAAACUGGACGUCCCACACCCACGAGUACAUCGAUUUGGGCGGCGUCGACCAGGUGGCCGCGGUGGCUCGUUUGUGGGGCACCGCCGCCUCAAGCACAGGGAGGGUCCAGGUCCAGCUGAGCACGGGGGAGAUGCUACGUGGCCGGCUCCACCAAGGCUUCGCCCCGAAGGCGGCCCGCAGCUUGCGGGGGAGGGCGCUCGACUUGAAGCGGGCAUUCAAGCAGCUGGCGCCUCUGCCGUCCCUGUCGCCGCUCCUGGUCAUAGCGCUGCGGCAUCCAGCUCGCAAUGGCGUCGCCUACUACGUCUUGCGCGCCAUGCCAUUCGGGGCGAGGAACGCGGUCUACGUCUUCGGGACAGUCGCGAGGGCGAUCGAGAUGAUCCUGUCGGAGCUCUUCCUGCUGGCCCUCACGCAGUACGUGGGCGACAUCCCGCAGCUGGAGCCAGAAGCAUGCAUUGACAGCGCCACCGUCGCCGAAGAGGUGAUGCAGCUGUUGGGCUGGGAGGUCAAACGGGACGCCGCCGGUUGCCUCCCGCGCUUCGCCUCCUCUUUCUCCGCUCUCGGUGUGGUGUUCGAUCUCAGCAGAGUUGUGGAUAGCGAGCUGAUGAUUUCGAACAAGCCAGAGAGGGCCACGAGAGCCUCGGAGCUGGCACGCGCGCUGGCGGAAGGAGGAUGGGUGAAGCAGCCUGUCUUGACACAGCUUCUCGGGGUCCUGGCGUAUUCCAGGGCCCAGUGUUUCGGCAGGUGUGGUGCGGCUGCGCUUCAACCGUUGUCAGCCGCAGCGCACGGUCCCCCCAAGAGGGUCGAUGGCACGCUGUUGGUCCAACUCGAGGCGGCAGUUGCGCUGUUGCGCGAGUCCAAACCUCGCACGCUGCUCCUGCGAGACCACCGCCUUCCCGUGCUGCUCUGGGUCGACGGGUCGGAGGAACAGGGCGUGGUCGAGGGCGGCGCAGUGCUGGACGACCGGGGAGCUGUUUCGGAGUACAUCCAAUUCGUAGUCAGCCCGCAGCUGGUGGAGGCAUGGAGACGAGAGAAUGGCCUCACGAAGGUAAUCCACCAGGCAGAGCUGCUCCCCAUAGCCGUCGCUCUGGCAACAUGGAGAGCAGCCGUGCGAGGCAGACGGGUGAUUGUCUUCGUGGACAACGACGCGGCGAGAGCAGCCAUGGUCAACGGCCACUCGGGCACGCCAGCUUCGGCGAGGCUCGUGGGGACAGCGUGGGCCCUGGCGCAGGAGCAGUGCGCGUAUCUCUGGUUCGACCGGGUGCCGUCGCCAUCAAAUGUGGCAGACGGCCCUUCCAGAGGCAAAGUAGAGAAUGCUGAGCGCUUGGGCUUCGUCCAGGCACGGGCGGUGUUCCCGUCGCCCGAGUCUCUGUGCUUGGUGAAGGUAUGA
Messenger RNA from Prorocentrum cordatum, 3939 nucleotides. Lineage: Eukaryota; Dinophyceae; Prorocentrales; Prorocentraceae. The record is from the annotation of a GenBank genome assembly.